AUGCCAGCUAUAAAACCAAGUUUGGUCUGUGCUGAAGAUGAGUGGUCUCCGCUCCAGUCAGUUAUUGUUGGGCGCGCAGAGCAUUCUGCUUUCCCCUCCGAGCCCGAGCAUAUGAUUAAAGCUACGAUGCCAGAUGAGCACCAGCACCAGUUUAAGCGAUCAAACCCCUUCCCCGCCGAGAUUCUUGAGAAAGCGCAGCAAGAGCUGGACUAUUUUGCCUGCAUUUUAGAGCGUGAGGGUAUUCGUGUUUACCGCCCUAAUGAGGUCAACUGGCUUAAGAUCGGCGGCUACACUGGAUCCAUGGCGCGAGACAGCUUGAUGACCGUUGGCAACACGGUGAUCGAAGCACCAUUUGCUUGGGGCUGCCGAAGGCAUGAGGUAGAGCUUGCUUUCGGCGAUAUUCUUGCCUCCCUUGUGGAGGACGGAUCCAGCAGAGUUAUUCGUGCUCCAAAUCUUAUGGGUAGAGAUACCCUUUACGAUAAUGUCAAUUCUUGCGACAACAAUGGAACUCAUACCUGGGCUAUCAACAAUAGCCGGCCUGCUUUUGAUACCGCCGAUUUUAUGCGAUUUGGCAAAGUGAUCAUCGGGCAACUCAGCAAUGUUACCAACAUGAAAGGUGUCGAAUACCUUCGGUCCGUAAUUCCAGAAGGCUAUUCAGUUGAGGUCCUGAAUACAAACGACCCUCACGCUAUGCAUAUCGAUGCUACGAUCUUACCUCUGAGAAAUAAACUCAUGGUUUAUCAUCCUGAAAGAGUCGACGAGAAAACCUUGCGACAACAUGCUGUAUUUAAAGACUGGGAACUCUAUGCCUAUCCUUUUAGCCCAGAAAACAAGGAGGGCCCGCCUUUAUAUAUGACGUCUCCAUGGCUUGUUCUUAACGCGCUCAGCUUAGAUGAGCGCCGUAUCAUGGUGGAAGCAAAGGAUACGGUGUUUGCAGAGUGGGUUAAAGAAAAGUUCAAUAUGGAGCCCAUUAUGUGUCCUUUCCAGCAUGUCAAUGCCAUUGGUGGGUCAUUCCACUGUGCCACAGUUGAUCUUGUCCGAACAAGCUAG
Messenger RNA from Ophidiomyces ophidiicola, 1050 nucleotides. RefSeq lists its product as uncharacterized. The record is from RefSeq and is a predicted model, not a curated record. The transcript has a single exon. Bases 1 to 1050 code for a protein of 349 amino acids. Lineage: Eukaryota; Fungi; Ascomycota; Eurotiomycetes; Onygenales; Onygenaceae. Gene Ontology annotation, cellular component: mitochondrion. Gene Ontology annotation, molecular function: amidinotransferase activity.